This is a messenger RNA of Didymodactylos carnosus, 360 nucleotides long. NCBI's taxonomy places the organism in Eukaryota, Metazoa, Rotifera, Eurotatoria, Philodinida, Philodinidae. The record is from the annotation of a GenBank genome assembly.
AUGCGCUACUCGAGAUCCUCUUUUUUCUAUAAAGUCAUAUUUAAUCAACUAGAAAAACUUCAAUGGAAAGAUAUAAAUGGACGUUAUCAAUAUAAUAAAAAUUCUGAUAUACACAAACAAGAAUGUCAAUUAAUAUAUCAACAGUUAACAUCAAAUAAAUUGUUAUCAUUAUAUAAUUUUACACCUGAAACACUGCUGAGACGUAUUAACCAAACAAUAAUUAAUCGUGAUAGUUCUGCUCAAAUAAGAAUUGAAAAAUACAAUAAGAAAAAUUGUAUUGUCAUUUGUGAUGAUGAGAAUAAUGGUGAAGGAGAAGAGCACAUUAAUGGUACUGACGAGGAUGAAGAUGAUGACGACUAA